Asparagus officinalis (garden asparagus) is the source of this 1104-nucleotide messenger RNA. Its product is annotated as succinate dehydrogenase subunit 4, mitochondrial-like. The record is from RefSeq and is a predicted model, not a curated record. Gene Ontology annotation, cellular component: mitochondrial inner membrane. The transcript is spliced from 3 exons. Bases 102 to 761 code for a protein of 219 amino acids. Gene Ontology annotation, biological process: mitochondrial electron transport, succinate to ubiquinone; tricarboxylic acid cycle. NCBI's taxonomy places the organism in Eukaryota, Viridiplantae, Streptophyta, Magnoliopsida, Asparagales, Asparagaceae.
UAACUAGGUUAGAAACGAACCCGGCCCACGUUAGCUCAAAUCGUAUCCCACCUUGCUUCCCUUGUCUCUCCGGUACUCUGCCCUCCCGAGGAUCGACGAUCAUGGCGACUCGUCUCUUGGCCCGAUCCAAUACCCUAACCCUAGCCCUAAACAGGACCUUCGUCAUUCAACAAUCACAAUGCCUUCGUCAUCUUCACUCACUCACUUCCCCCCUCGAUCUCGGAUCGUAUCAGCCGUCGCCUUCGUUUAGAUCCGCUCUCAGGCCCGGUCUCGUCGCCGCUUCUUCAUCACCGGCGAUCUCCUCCGUAAUUGGAUCCAAGAAGAUUCUGGGAUAUGAAAAAACUCUACCUCGCUGGUUUUCUGCAAAUUCAGCAAAGACAAAUCCCACUCAAUUCCUGCUGAAAGAAGGUGCUUAUACUAUGCAGGACACAAAGGAAGUCACUAGUUUCAGUCCGUUGGAAACAAUCUCCAUCAAGCCGAGGAGCGGUGGAUUGGGAAAUGAAAGCUUGAAGAUUAAGAGAACUGAGCUCUCACAAAAGAUCACAUUUGCUCUGAUUCCUGCUCUUGUUCUCAUAUCAAAGUCAUCUCUAACUACUUCACUGCUGGUUCUUUCAGUAUACUGGCAAAUACAUGGGUUUUUCAAGGAGAUAUUCCUUGAUUAUGUUCAUCAGGAAGUUACUAGGAAAUGGGUCUUGGUAUAUUUCAAUAUUCUUCUGCUUAUCUUAGCCAAGGACACAUUCCUUGACUUUGGUUUAGUAUGAUUUUUUUUUGAAUGAGAAUAAUGCUGAAAAAUAAUGCAGGAGGGACACCGAUAAGAGUUUUGACCUUCUCUACUCAAAUUUGGCUUCCAAUUUUUAUACUGUGCGUUAUUCUGUUUUCAUUUAGGUGGCAUUGGGAGAAAAAUGAAUGGCAAAUUGGGCUUUCCUUUCUAUAUUAUCCCUAUUUUAUUAUGUUUAUAUUUUGGUGGCGUGGGGGAGAAUAAUGGAUGGGUAUCAGCAUCUGUAUUUUUGUUGGAAUAAGUGGAUGUUAAUGAAUAUAUUUUGACUUCUGUAUUCUGAAAAAUAAAAUAUAGUCCUUCUAUAUUCAAAGUUUUCCCUUUUUAUA